This is a messenger RNA of Closterium sp. NIES-65, 1161 nucleotides long. Lineage: Eukaryota; Viridiplantae; Streptophyta; Zygnematophyceae; Desmidiales; Closteriaceae. The record is from the annotation of a GenBank genome assembly.
AUGGGAGCCGGCAACGGCAGUUCGGGGAAGCAGUCGGGGAAGAGCGUGGUCGACAUCCUCAGGAAGCACUGGGCUGAGAUUGGAGCGGCCAGCACGGGCCAUGGUGGUGGGGGUCCUGCCGACGAGCAUGCCACUGAUGACGCACUGCCAAUGGCUCCGCCUUCGGUCGCCGUUAAGCCACCACGACAGGGUAGCGGUGAGAAAGGGCUGUGCGACAAGGAGAAGGCCGUCGCCAAAACGGCCCCAAGCGGGUCCGCGAAAGCUAGCCAGGGCCCAAAGACAGGGGUUGCGGAGGCGUCAGCGGUUCCUCACCAGUCUCCCGCGGGUGCACGCCAUCCGACCGAACCGUCUGCCGGGAAACCUGCCGACGUCCCGCGCCAUGCCGACCCGUCGUUGGCGAAUGUCGCACCACCCACCCAUGUGGCAGCUGAUGUGGAGAAGGCGGCGGAGAAGGGCGUUCGUGCCGCGCUUGCCACCGGCGGCGGCGCCGUUGAGGAGGAGGAGGAAGAAGAAGAAGAGGAGGAGGAGGAGGAGGAGGAGGAGGAGGAGGAGGAGGAGGAGGAGGAGGAGGUGGAGGAGGAGGGGAAGGGCAAGGAGAGGAGGGGUCAUGGCAUCCGACACGAUACCUCGGGCGACAAGCAAGGGUGGGUCGGCAAGAUUAAGGUGCAUGGCAUCAAUCGAUACAUCGGCAAGUCGCGGGACAAGAUGGAGCUCGCGUACGUUCACUCCAUCGCGUACGUCGUCUACGACGGUUUCGUGAGCAAGGUGCUCAUGACCGAGCUCACCGGCUUGGACAGCGCCGAAUUGGAGAGGUGGAAGGAGGUGUGGGAGGAGGUCAAGAUCUUGCCGACAGAGAUGUGGACAGUGAUGUGGGCCCGGGGUACGCUCCUUCCAAAGACACGGUUGACUGAGAUCCUCGACGCGUAUCGCCAUUACAAGUCCACAGGCGAUGGUCUCCGCGCCGCGCUCCUGCCAGCGAUAUGGUACUUAGUCGAUGCUAGCACCGAGGAAGGCCAGGAGACGUCGGCGAUAAUAGGCCGCGUGUCAUUGUGCGCUGCGUAUGGGAAGACUGCUGCGGUAGCGGCAAAGAAGGAGGGAGACAAGGAGGAGAAGACGGAUAUGGCGGCAUGGGCGUUAGCAGCAUCCGCAUGCGCUGUGUAG